AGAGAGAGAGGCAAACAGCAGUGGGGAAGACAAAAACGGAUCAGCAAGGCUCCAAGGCAGCCUGGAGGCAAGGCUGCUGAGAACGUGACACUUUCCAGACCCCAGCCAGCAUGGUUGUCCUGAAUCCAACGACUUUGGGAAUUUAUCUUCAGCUUUUCUUCCGCUUUGUCGUGUCUCAGCCUACUUUCAUCAACAGUGUCCUCCCAAUUUCAGCAGCCCUUCCUGGCCUGGAUCAGAAGAAACGUGGCAGCCACAAAACAUGCUGCCUGCUGACACCUCCUCCGCCCCCCCUGUUCCCACCACCAUUCUUCAGAGAAGGCCGAAGUCCGCUUCUCUCCCCAGACAUGAAGAAUCUCAUCCUGGAACUGGAGACCACGCAGUCCCCGUGUGUCCAAGGAUCACUCGGCUCCCCUGGGCCUCCCGGCCCCCAGGGUCCACCGGGGCAUCCAGGCAAGACAGGACCAAAGGGAGAAAAGGGGGAGCUUGGCCGACCAGGAAGGAAGGGUAGACCUGGCCCCCCGGGUGUUCCUGGUAUGCCUGGGCCCAUCGGCUGGCCUGGCCCUGAAGGACCCAGGGGCGAAAAAGGUGACCUGGGUCUGAUGGGCUUACCAGGGUCAAGAGGACCAAUGGGCUCCAAGGGCUACCCUGGAUCCAGAGGGGAAAAGGGAUCCAGAGGUGAAAGGGGUGACUUGGGUCCCAAAGGAGAAAAGGGUUUCCCGGGAUUUCCUGGAAUGUUGGGGCAGAAAGGUGAAAUGGGUCCAAAGGGUGAACCUGGGAUAGCAGGACACAGGGGACCCACAGGAAGACCAGGAAAACGAGGCAAGCAGGGACAGAAGGGAGAUGGUGGAGUUAUGGGUCCACCAGGCAAGCCUGGGCCUUCUGGUCAACCUGGCCGUCAGGGUCCCCCAGGCCCUCCAGGUCCCCCAUCCACAGGACAACUUACAAUGGGACCCAAAGGCGAAAGAGGAUUUCCAGGGCCUCCAGGAAGAUGUCUUUGUGGAACCCCCGUGAAUGUGAAUAACCCUUCUUAUGGGGAAUCCGUGUAUGGGCCCAGCUCCCCGAGAGUCCCUGCGAUUUUCGUGGUCAACAACCAGGAGGAGCUUGAGAGGCUGAACACCAAACAUGCCAUCGCCUUCCGCAAAGACCAGAGGUCCCUGUACUUCAAGGACAGCGUUGGCUGGCUCCCCAUCCAGCUGACCCCCUUCUAUCCUGUGGACUACUCUGUAGACCACCGCGGCUCCUGUGGGGACGGGGUCCUGCAGCCCGGGGAGGAGUGUGACGACGGGAACGAUGAUGUGGGUGACGACUGCAUCAGCUGUCACCGGGCAUACUGUGGAGAUGGUCACCGGCACAAGGGCGUGGAAGACUGUGACGGCUCUGACUUUGGCCACCUGACGUGUGAGACCUAUCUCCCUGGGUCAUAUGGGGACCUGCAGUGCACCCCGUACUGCUACAUCGACUCCACACCCUGCCGCUACUUCACCUGAGGCUGCCAGGAGGUGGCUGCAUCGCACGUACCUGCAGCAGCGUCUCCACCCUCAUUCAACUGACCUCAUACCGUCCUGGUCCAGUUUC
Molecule: messenger RNA, 1575 nt
Organism: Myotis davidii
Lineage: Eukaryota; Metazoa; Chordata; Mammalia; Chiroptera; Vespertilionidae
Gene: COLQ
Product: collagen-like tail subunit (single strand of homotrimer) of asymmetric acetylcholinesterase
Exons: 17
Coding region: 111-1487 (458 amino acids)
Molecular function (GO): heparin binding
Source: RefSeq, a predicted model, not a curated record